AUGUCUUCACACCACAAGCUCCGCUCUUACCUUGUUUCUUCAGCAGAGCUCAGUUCGGCUCUGAAGCUCAAUGCCAGCAAGCUUUCGCAUGAACCUCGCAUCAUCCCUCUCUGCGCAUCCUGGUUUCUUCCCAAUGACGACCGCAAUGGCUACGAGACCUUCCUUGCACAGCACAUCCCUCAUUCUCAGUUCUUCGAUCUAGAUGCCAUCAAGGACAUCCACUCGCCAUACCCGCACAUGCUUCCCUCUGCUUCAGAGUUCGCCGACGCAAUGAGACAGCUGGGUAUUCGUCGAGAUGACAGCGUAGUCGUGUACGAUACCAAAGAGCUAGGUAUCUUCUCUGCUCCACGCGUAGGCUGGACGUUGCAAGUCUUUGGCCAUCCAAAGGUGCACGUGCUCAACAACUUUCGCAAGUGGGUCGAGGAGGGCUACCCUACGGAGAGUGGAGAGCCUAAAACGCCCGAGAGGUCUGAGUACGAGGUACCACAGCUGGAGGAAAGCAAGGUUGUGGCUUUUGAAGAGGUCAAGGAGAUUGCCAAGGAGCUUGGUAAAGAAGGUGCAGAUGAGGUGCAGAUACUGGAUGCGAGGAGCCUGGGCAGGUGGAAGGGCGUCGACCCAGAGCCCAGAGAAGGUCUAUCGUCCGGACACAUUCCCUACUCCAUCUCUGUGCCAAUCACGGAUCUCCUUGACCCCAACGACAAAACCUUUCUCCCUGCCCCCAAGCUCAAGGCUGUCUUCGAAUCCAAGGGCAUCAAGCCUGAAUUGCCCAUCAUCAGCAGCUGCGGUACGGGUGUCACCGCAGCCAUCAUCGAUGCUGCACUGACUGAAGCCGGAUACCCAACACAACAAAGGCGCUUGUACGACGGCAGUUGGACUGAGUGGGCACAGCGCGUCAAGCCUGGUGAGGGUCUGAUCCGCAAGUCAGAGUAGAUGAUUUGAGUACUGGAGUUGAUGUGAUACAUGACCAGUUUUCCUGGAGAGGCUCGAACCCAUUUCUUCCAUGUGUAAAUAGCUUUUUUAGUUAAUC
Messenger RNA from Exserohilum turcica Et28A, 1027 nucleotides. RefSeq lists its product as uncharacterized. Gene Ontology annotation, cellular component: mitochondrion. The coding region runs from base 1 to 930 and encodes 309 amino acids. NCBI's taxonomy places the organism in Eukaryota, Fungi, Ascomycota, Dothideomycetes, Pleosporales, Pleosporaceae. Gene Ontology annotation, biological process: transsulfuration. Gene Ontology annotation, molecular function: thiosulfate-cyanide sulfurtransferase activity. The transcript is spliced from 2 exons. The record is from RefSeq and is a predicted model, not a curated record.